CAAAUACUGAUGACAACAUCAACAGCAGGAACAGCACACUGCCAAUCAAACAGCUGCGAAUAAGUGAAUGCUAAUAUGAUCCUGCUGCUUAAACGAUAAGUUGUCAACCGGUAAACGCGACGCGCGUGGUUCACGCAUAUCUAUACCAUGCUGAUUAGAUGACUGAGCAGCUGUGAAUAUUGAAACAAAGAACGCACCUAAAGCCGUUUACCGUGAUGGAACGCCGGAAGAAAAAAAUGGACCAAGCUGCGCUCAUCGUGGAGAACGGUGACAGCAACUAUGGGGUUGCACAAAAGGGCAGCCUCAAGGGUGACCGCACCAAUAUUGCACUACUUUUCUUCUUAUACACCCUGCAGGGUAUUCCACUGGGUCUCUCUGCUGCAAUACCAAUGAUUUUACAAAAUAGAGGAGUCAGCUACAAGCAGCAGGCAGAAUUCAGUUUUGUAAAUUGGCCGUUCUCGUUGAAGUUGCUUUGGGCGCCAAUUGUGGACUCGAUGUAUUCGACGCGGAUAGGUCGCCGAAAAACGUGGAUGGUACCUUCACAAUACAUGCUUGGAGCAUUCAUGUUACUAUUAAGUGUUCAUGUCAACACUUGGCUGGGAGAUUCCGGACAGGAGCCGAACAUAGGCAUCCUGACAAUACUUUUCUUUUCGCUGAACUUUCUCGCUGCCACGCAGGACAUUGCCGUGGACGGCUGGGCACUCACGAUGUUGCGCAAAGAAAACGUUGGACAUGCUUCUACCUGCAACAGCGUUGGUCAAACCGCCGGAUUCUUCCUUAGCUAUGUUCUUUUCAUGGCCCUGGAAAGUCCUGAUUUUUGCAAUAGUUAUCUGCGAGAUGUGCCUCACACCGACGGUCUAGUCACACUGGCUGGUUUUCUGUUCUUUUGGGGCUGGGUGUUCCUGGUGACAACAACAAUUGUCGCUGUGUUUAAAAAAGAAGAAGUGUCAGGUUCCACAACAUCCGGAUCGGAGGAAGCCGAACGAGACCUACAAACAGCGUACAGUUUCCUCUGGCAGAUCUUAAAAUUGCGCCCGGUGCAAGUCCUCGUCCUCAUUUUGCUCACAGCUAAGAUCGGAUUCUCAGCCACUGACAGUGUGAUGUCCUUGAAACUAGUAGAAGCCGGUAUUCCGAAAGAGCGCUUAGGUUUAAUGGCCGUGCCACUUAUACCCCUGCAAAUUGCUUUGCCGCUGAUUAUUGCCAAGUACACCACAGGUUCAAAACCAUUAAAUAUCUACGUUAAAGUCAUCCCGUACCGAUUGAUGUUUGGCUUUGUGGCGGCGUUCCUUGUUUGGGUAACGCCGUUCCUCGUAACAGACGCACACGCCGGCAUACCUAUUUAUUAUUACGCUCUCGUGCUAAUUUGCUACUCGCUGCACCAGGUGUGCGUUUAUUGCAUGUUCGUCACCUGCAUGGCGUUCUUCGCAAAAAUCAGCGACCCCCUGGUUGGCGGCACAUACAUGACACUACUGAAUACUGUGACGAACCUUGGGGGCAACUGGCCAGCCACUUUGGCACUUUGGUUCGUCGACAAUCUAACAUUCAAGGAGUGCAUUGGAGGCAACUCGACUAUUACCGACAACACGUGUAGGGACCAUUUAGAAGAAGAGCUCUGCACAAAGAACGAAGGCUACUGCUCAACAUACCUGGACGGAUACUACGUGGAGACGGUUGUAUGCGCCAUUAUAGGUACCCUAUGGCUGUCAUGGGCGCGCAAACAUAUCAAUUAUGUACAGAUGCUACCCGAUGCCGCGUGGAAGCUCACCAACAAGCGCAACAAGCAGUAAUGCCGGCUACAGAAGGGCCUGUGUCAUUCGAGUGUGAUAUUUAACUAGGGAACAUUCAAAAACCUCAAGUGAUCAUUCCAUAGCGCCCAGAACUCUCUGAUUUAACUUAUUCAUCGACGACAUCGGGCGGAACUAGUUUUGUAUUAUAGUUGAAUUGAAUAGUUAAAUUGUUGACUAGUAAGUAACCUUUGUUUCGUGGUAUUGGUUCAAAUUCUAGCUGUAUUAUAUUUUAAGUCACUUGUUCUCUGCGAGAAGCUUUAAUGUUACGUGUGCAGGUUUCUGUUCUGUUCUAAUCACUGAAGAGUUAUUUUUAUGAGCAAUGUGUGCACCAAACCGGGGCAAAUUAAUAAAACCAAUUGGAUUGACA
This is a messenger RNA of Dalotia coriaria, 2154 nucleotides long. Its product is annotated as acetyl-coenzyme A transporter 1. Gene Ontology annotation, cellular component: membrane. The transcript is spliced from 6 exons. NCBI's taxonomy places the organism in Eukaryota, Metazoa, Arthropoda, Insecta, Coleoptera, Staphylinidae. The coding region runs from base 216 to 1787 and encodes 523 amino acids. The record is from RefSeq and is a predicted model, not a curated record. Gene Ontology annotation, molecular function: acetyl-CoA transmembrane transporter activity.